Corylus avellana is the source of this 1427-nucleotide messenger RNA. RefSeq names its product zinc ion binding protein. Gene Ontology annotation, cellular component: nucleus; Fanconi anaemia nuclear complex. Gene Ontology annotation, biological process: protein monoubiquitination; interstrand cross-link repair. Lineage: Eukaryota; Viridiplantae; Streptophyta; Magnoliopsida; Fagales; Betulaceae. The record is from RefSeq and is a predicted model, not a curated record. Gene Ontology annotation, molecular function: ubiquitin protein ligase activity.
CCCGAUCCCCCAAGCGGGCUAGCCCAGCAUCUUACUCAAUAGUCACAGUAAAACCACAUACCAAUUUUAUUUUUUUAUUUAUUUUUUUCUAAACAAAACCACAUACCAAUUUGAAGUGACGGAGAGUUGGACGGGGAAGGCGACAUGUACGUUACGGUGACGCUUACAACGACAAUCGGGAACAGCAGUUAUUUUUGGUGUUUUUCUUGACAAAUCAAAUGGAACAAACUGAACAAACUAGAUGCAGAGAGCUGGCGAAAUCGUCUACAUUUUACCGCACAGUGUACUCUGAGAUAGAAGAGGUUGGAUGGGAGCAUCUGGUGAGAUUGGGCGAAGAUCUGACAUUUCUUAGCUUUCGAAUCUUUGGACUGAGCCUUUUUCUACAUUUAAUCGGCAGAGAUGAGAAGGGCAGAAUGCACUUUAUGGAAAUUCAAUUGGAUAUAGCCUAUCCCAAAAGUCCACCUUCUGUAUCAGCGGAUGUACCAUAUAUUUUUGACUUACAAUGGUCAAAAAACUCAAGAUUAAAGGAUGUGGUGCAGCAGUUUGGAGAGGAUGCAACUACAAUACUUUGUGCACAGCAUCUGGAGGAGCUUCAGGAAUUUUGGUCUAUUUUGGAUGAUAUUGAUAGAUCACUUUGGGUUGUUGACCCAAAAAAUCCUUCUCGUUCAAUGUCCGAGCGGCAAAUCAAUAUAGGAAACGAUUGCUUCAUUGUGUUGUCUAUAAAUGCCAACAAUCCUAGAUCCUUACCAGAGUGUCGUUUUAUGGGUUCAGGUUCAUUUGUGGAUUCAUUGAGAAAGAUAUGGCAGAGAAAUAGCAGAAAAUGGGCAAAGGACAAACCAUACUUGGAAAAUCUUACAUGUCUUCUGGAGACUCAACUGCCAAGGCCUACUGAUGGACAGAAGAAUAACCAGCAAGUUGAAUGUGGAAUUUGUUAUGCACAAUAUCUUCCUGUUGAUGAUGAGCUGGGAACUAAGAGUGGAAGCGGAACUGACUAUACUUGUGAGAAUUCCACUUGCAGUAAGGCUUUCCAUAGUGUUUGUCUUGGGGACUGGUUACGCUCAAUAACCACAACAAGGCAGUCAUUCAACGUUCUUUUUGGGAAUUGUCCAUACUGUUCAGAGCCAGUUGCUGUGAAAAUCAAAGCCGCUAAAAUGUAAAUUCUGUGUCUUCAACAAGGUUAUCUUUCUUCUCCAAAUGGUGUAGUACAAUGACCAAGACCAGAAAGUUGCUCUUGUUGCUGGUAUCUUUCAACAAGGUUAAAUCUUUCUUCUCCCACGGCAGCAACAAAACACUUUUUCAAUUUAUUCAUUAACAAUGUCCAGUAUAUCAAUGUUACAUUAUGGUUGCAUCCGAUGUAAGCUUAGUUCUUACCCACCUGUACUAUAAUUUUUCUUAAACAGGUGAAGUGGCUUUUUUUUUUUUUUUUU